CUAACCAUUCUUCUGCAUUCGCCAGUGACAGUCAGUAUAAAAACGAUCGUCACCACAGAGCUAGCUCGGUAUCAAAUUUUGGCUUUGGACAAAAAUUAUUCUAGUGACUUUGUGAAGGAAUCACGAGCGACGUCUUCUGUUUUGCAAUACUGCCGGCGAUUGUGCGCGUAAUCUGUUACACUGUUGAGAGCCAGACGAGCGUUUAGCAUUCCGGUUCUUCUUUCAGAUUGGACUUGACUUCGCCUCGAAUUUGUAAAUUUCUUGUUCAGUUAUGGCGAAUGUUAUGAAGACAGGCGGUCAUUCGUCCAGCACCACGACGGACGUGAAGAGGACGAAGCAGAAGGAAACAGUCCUGUAUGAAGCAUCUGGCCAGGCCCCAGCGCCAAGCAAGAAUUACUAUCAGGUGCUUGUCGAUGAGAACUUUGUGACGCUGAGAUGGUGGCCAAUCUCCUUUCAUCUCGGUCAGCAUGCCAGACCUGGUGAGAAACGUAUCCCACUGGCUGACUAUGCGGACGACAGCCGCACUCGAGAUGACGUCAAGUCCAACCUGGGAGCAAAUGUGGAGGAGAAGGUCUCUCGCCUGGCACGCGGCAUCAACGACCUUCUGUGCAACUUACCCCAAGACAUCCUGGUGAAGAUAUUGGGUGACCUGGACUUGACAUCACUCCAGAGAAUCAGCUGCUGCAACACUUACCUCAACGAAGUAUGCUCGUGUAAUGCGCUAUGGGAAAAGAUCUACCUGCAGAAUCACGGCUGGGCAAGUGAGGACCUACAUGCGCUCGCCUCCGAGAUCACUUGGAAAAAGGUGUUCUUUAUGAACAAGCUGCAGCUACAGAUGCUGCUAAGCCGCCGGCGAAGAGCUGCCAGCGCUGGGCCAGAUUCAAGGCCUCAGACUGGUGGUGUGUUCCUUACUGAGUAGAUAGAGACAAGUAACAGAGAGGCAUCAGCUUAAUAUUGACAGAUUAUCAAUGGUCAGGAACUACGCAGUAUUCAAUGGGUCUGCGAUGUAGUCUCAAUGCGCGUAGUCUUGAGAAGAAAUUCACAUCUUGUAUAGUGAUUUUUCCCCAAUCAUGUGGUCGCACAUAUAGGCAUAUGAUUGUGUUUGUGUGUGUGCACGAACGCGCGCUCGCACGCGCGUGUAUGUGUGUGUGCGUGUAUGUGUGUGCAGGCAUGCACAUGCAGGAUGAAGCACCUCCCUAGAUUAUCAAUCCACUUUGUCAUCAAUGGGUUUAUCGCACCUAAAAUUUGAAAGAAUAUCUGAAUGAUCUGCUGGAUUUCCAGAUUCACUUGAGUUUCAUAAGAUUUUUAUUGCUUUCAUAGAGAAUAUGAGAAGAACCUGAGUCAACCCCAUUCUAAAUGUCCCAUCAUAUAUAUUAUCUUUGCAAGCUGUGGAACAGAUUGCUCUAGGACACCGAAGCAUUGCUGCUACCAGAUGACCUACUACAAGUAUAAUUUGAAUUGUCACAAUGUGAAUACAAUUUAUCUAUCAGAAGAGACACACUCCUUGA
Messenger RNA from Sycon ciliatum, 1508 nucleotides. RefSeq names its product F-box only protein 36-like. Bases 272 to 919 code for a protein of 215 amino acids. NCBI's taxonomy places the organism in Eukaryota, Metazoa, Porifera, Calcarea, Leucosolenida, Sycettidae. The record is from RefSeq and is a predicted model, not a curated record. The transcript is spliced from 2 exons. Gene Ontology annotation, molecular function: protein binding.